AUGACCAUGUCUCCUUCCAUCUGCGUCGCCAUCCUGUUGCUUGCACUGGUCUCACCGGCACUGGCAUCAGCCAGCAUUAACGACAACAAUGGCGUCCCCGUCGCGGCACCUAGAGUGCCCGUGGCGUUCCAGUUCUUGCAGGGGCACAACGACGCACGCCGCGAGGUCGGCGUGGCACCCCUGGAGUGGAACUGGACGCUGGGGCAGGACGCCAAGCGGUACGCGGCCCAGCUCGGCGCCCGCUGCAAGCUGGAGCCGCCAAAGUACAUCCCGCUGAUCUACGCGCGGAACAGCUACUGGGGCAGCGGGAAACAAGACGGCGCCGCGGCCACCGGCUCGUGGGUGUACCAGCGGCGGUGGUACGACCACGGCGCCAACGCGUGCGCGCCCGGCAAGGAAUGCGGGUCCUACAAGUUGGUGGUGCGGAACACCACGCGAGAGCUCGGCUGCGCCUGCCGCACCUGCCUCGGCAGCAACGACACCAUGGCUGUUUGCAGCUACUCCCCUGGCGGCAACUACGCCGACCCGCCAUACUGA
Triticum dicoccoides is the source of this 537-nucleotide messenger RNA. RefSeq names its product pathogenesis-related protein PRMS-like. NCBI's taxonomy places the organism in Eukaryota, Viridiplantae, Streptophyta, Magnoliopsida, Poales, Poaceae. The record is from RefSeq and is a predicted model, not a curated record. The coding region runs from base 1 to 537 and encodes 178 amino acids. The transcript has a single exon.